CUACAGCAUUGUAUUGAAACACAUUGUAUUUAUACAGUAGUAUAGAGUAAAUACUGCAAACAUAUUGUAUUAUACAGUACUUAACACACGUGUCUUUCAUACACUUAUUGUUUGUUUUGUUUACCGAUGAUUGUUGUCCACCAAAUUGCGGGUAUCAUUUGGUCCCGAAUUUAGUAUAGAAGACACAUGAGUAGUCAUCAACAACAACAACAACAGUUGCGGCGUUCGCUGAGCCGACAACCGUUGGCCGGCCGACGAUCGGCGGCCGGCAGUUGGCAACGCUAUGGCCACCAAUUAUCGGCAUUUGUUCGGCACAAUUGUCUAACAUUGCGGCUACUAUUUGAUGGCCAAUUUUCAGCGGCCAUAAUGGUCUUACUAUUGGUCGGCGAAUUCGUACUGAACAUCUAUAUUAUCAAUCGUGUUAAAUAUACCGAAAUCGAUUGGUCAACCUAUGUCCAACAGGUCGAGUGUUUUGUCCAGAACGGUACCGUAAACUAUGAACAGAUUGGCGGCAAUACGGGACCGAUUGUCUAUCCGGCUGGCCAUCUGUACUCGUAUUCUGCGCUCUACUAUCUGACCAAUCGGGGUACAGAUAUCCGCCGAUGUCAAUAUAUUUUUGCGGCCAUCUAUCUGUUGACAUUGGCCUCAGUAUUCCGUAUCUAUAGACGUAUGGAUCAAAUGUUGCCUCCCUAUGUGUUUAUAGUGAUGUGCUGUACAUCCUAUAGGAUACACUCGAUAUAUGUGCUCCGUUUGUUCAAUGAUACCAUAGCUAUGCUAUUACUAUACAUAGCCAUCAACUUUUUCAUUGACCGCAAAUGGACAGUCGGAUCAAUAUUUUAUAGUUUGGGAGUAUCGGUCAAAAUGAAUAUACUAUUGUUUGCACCGGCAUUACUGCUUCUAUACAUUGAAAAUAAUAGUUUGAAAAAUGUUGCCAAAAAUCUGGGUAUUUGUGCUAUAAUUCAGUUAAUAAUAGGUUUACCAUUUUUGGCCAGUCAUCCGAAAGCCUAUCUGAUUAGAUCAUUCAAUUUGGGCCGUAUAUUCAUGCAUAAGUGGACAGUCAAUUGGCGAUUUCUACCCAACCAUCUAUUUAUUAGCCCUUAUUUUCAUCUAAUUUUAUUAACAUUACAUUUGAUGACAAUUGUAUUGUUUUUCAAGUCAAGAUAUAUACAAUGUUUUAAACGUAUUAUUAAUGUUAAAAAAUUGACGAAAACAACUGCCGCUAAUGUGUUGACAAAUAAUCAUAUAUUAUGGACACUAUUUAUCGCCAAUUUUAUUGGUAUAGCCUAUUCUCGUUCACUGCACUAUCAGUUUUAUGUUUGGUAUUUCCAUUCACUACCGUUCCUAUUGUGGUCGACACCAUAUUCACCAAAGACUAAACUGUGCCUUUUGGGUCUCAUAGAGUUCUCGUGGAACUCCUAUCCGAGUACUAGUCUAAGCAGUGGUAUCUUACAUAUGGUUCAUCUGAUCCUAUUGUUUGGUUUGUGGCGAAAUAGAUCCCAAUAUGAUAUCGGAUCGCAUAAUAAUAAUAAUACAAAUAAUAAUACAACGAAAAAAAAGAUAAAAUGAAAUAACAUUUAUUAUAUA
Molecule: messenger RNA, 1584 nt
Organism: Oppia nitens
Lineage: Eukaryota; Metazoa; Arthropoda; Arachnida; Sarcoptiformes; Oppiidae
Gene: Alg3
Product: lethal(2)neighbour of Tid protein-like
Exons: 8
Coding region: 187-1566 (459 amino acids)
Cellular component (GO): endoplasmic reticulum
Molecular function (GO): dol-P-Man:Man(5)GlcNAc(2)-PP-Dol alpha-1,3-mannosyltransferase activity
Source: RefSeq, a predicted model, not a curated record